AUGCGGCCCCCUGCGCUGCUGCUGCUCUGGCUGCUGGGCUCCGGGGCUGUGGGGGCCGGAGGCCUGCCCUGCGGGAAUCUCUCCGAACCCUGUGCCAACGGGGGCACCUGCCUGCGCCUGCCUCAGGGCCAAGGCGCCUGUCGGUGUGCUCCUGGCUUCCUGGGUGAGACGUGCCGGUUUCCCGAUCCCUGCCAGAACGCCCAGCUCUGCCAGAACGGGGGCAGCUGCCAAGCCCUGCUUCCUGUCCCCUCGGGCUCUUCCUUAGCCCCCAGCUUCCUCUGCACCUGCCCCUCGGGCUUCACUGGCGAGAGGUGCCAGGCCCCGCUCAAGGACCCCUGUUCUUCCUUCUGCUCCCAAAUGGGCCGCUGCCACGUCCAGGCCUCGGGACUCCCGCGCUGCCUCUGCUUGCCCGGGUGGACAGGCGAGCGGUGCCAGCUUCGGGACUUCUGCUCGGCCAACCCCUGCAUGAACGGAGGGGAGUGCCUGACCACCUACCCCCAGAUCCAAUGCCGCUGCCCCCCGGGCUUCGAGGGCCACGCCUGCGAGCGCGACGUCAACGAGUGUUUCCGCGACCCGGGGCCCUGCCCCGCGGGCACCGCCUGCCGCAACACGCUGGGCUCCUUCCACUGCGCCUGCCCCGCGGGCCGCCCCGGCCCCCGCUGCGCGCUCCGGGCCGGGCCCUGCCCCCCCGCGGGCUGUGCCAACGGGGGCACCUGCCAGACGGUUCCCGGCGAGGGCGCCAGCGCCCACCUCUGCCUCUGCCCCCCCGGUCUCACAGGCCCGCGCUGCGAGGUGGACCCGGACGACUGCGCCGGGCACCCGUGCCGGAACGGCGGCACGUGCCAGGACGGACUGGGCGCCUACACCUGCCUCUGCCCCGAGGCCUGGACAGGCCCCGACUGCUCGGAGGACGUGGACGAGUGUGAGCCCGGGCGCGGCCCCCGCUGCGCCCACGGCGGCACCUGCCGGAACGCGGCCGGCGGCUUCCACUGCGUGUGCGGCAGCGGCUGGGGCGGCGCCCGCUGCGAGGACAACCUGGACGACUGCGCCGCCGCCACCUGCGCCCCCGGGGCCACCUGCAUCGACCGCGUGGGCGCCUUCUCCUGCCUCUGCCCGCCGGGCCGCACAGGCCUCCUGUGCCACCUGGAGGACCGGUGCCUGAGCCAGCCCUGCCACGGGGAAGCCCAGUGCAGCACCAACCCCCUGACGGGCGCCACGCUCUGCCUGUGCCAGCCCGGCUACACGGGCCCCACCUGCCACCAGGACCUGGACGAGUGCCAGAUGGCCCAGCAAGGCCUGGGGCCCUGUGAGCACGGCGGCUCCUGCCUCAACACCCCCGGCUCCUUCCACUGCCUCUGCCCGCCUGGCUACACCGGCUCCCGCUGCGAGGCCGACCACAACGAGUGCCUGUCCCAGCCCUGCCGCCCCGGCAGCACCUGCCUGGACCUGCUCGCCAGCUUCCACUGCCUCUGCCCCCCAGGCUUAGAAGGGCGGCUCUGUGAGCUGGAGACGGACGAGUGUGCCUCUGCUCCCUGCCUGCACCAGGCCAGCUGCCAGGACCUGCUCAACGGCUUCCACUGCAUCUGCCCGCCUGGGUUCACGGGCUCCCGGUGCGAGGAGGACGUCGACGAGUGUGGCAGCUCUCCCUGUGCCAACGGCGGGCAGUGCCAGGACCAGCCUGGGGCCUUCCACUGCGAAUGCCUCCCGGGCUUUGCAGGCCCGCGCUGCCAGGCGGAGGUGGACGAGUGUCUGAGCGGCCCGUGUCCCCCGGGCGCCAGCUGCCUUGACCUCCCGGGGGCCUUCUCCUGCCUCUGCCCCUCCGGCUUCACAGGCCCUCUCUGUGAGGCCCCCCUGUGUGCCCCUGGCCUGUGCCAGCCCGAGCAGAGGUGCCAGCGCCAGGAGGACCAGGCCCGCUGCCUCUGCCCCGACGGCCGCCCCGGCUGUGCCCCCGCGGAGGGCAACUGCACCUGCCGGCAUGGGCACUGCCACAGGUCCGCGUGCGUGUGUGACGAGGGCUGGAUGGGACCCGAGUGUGAGGCCGAGCUGGGGGGCUGCGUCUCCGCGCCCUGUGCCCACGGGGGCACCUGCCACCCCCAGCCCUCCGGCUACAACUGCACGUGCCCCGCAGGCUACACAGGGCCCGCCUGCACCGAGGAGGUGAGCGCCUGUCACUCGGGACCCUGCCUCAACGGUGGCUCCUGCAGCCCCCGCCCCGGGGGCCACCUCUGCACCUGUCCCCCAGGCCACACCGGGCCCCGCUGCGAGAGCCGCGACCUCUGUGCCUCCGCCCCGUGCCUCCACGGGGGCACCUGCGUGGACAGGCCCGGCGCCCCCUCCUGCCUCUGCGCCCCCGGCUUCCAGGGCCCGCGCUGUGAGGGCAGGGUCCGUCCCAGCUGCGCAGACAGUCCCUGCAGAAACAAGGCCACCUGCCAAGACGGGCCCCAGGGCGCCCGCUGCCUCUGCCCCACCGGCUACACGGGGAGCAGCUGCCAGACGCUGGUGGAUGUAUGCGCCCAGAAGCCCUGCCCCCGAAAUGCCCGCUGCCUGCAGGCCGGGCCCGCCUUCCAGUGCCCGUGCCUCCCGGGAUGGACCGGGCGCCGCUGCGAAGUUCCGCUGUCCUCCUGCCAGCAGGCUGCCCUGAGCCAAGGCACCGACGUCUCUUCCCUGUGCCAGAACGGAGGGCUCUGCGUGGACAGCGGCCCCUCCCAUCUCUGCCGCUGUCCCCCUGGAUUCCAGGGCAGUCUGUGCCAGGACAGGGUGAGCCCAUGCCAGUCCCAACCCUGCCAGCACGGGGCCACCUGCGUGGCCCAGCCCACGGGGUAUCUCUGCCAGUGCGCCCCGGGCUACGGAGGACAGAACUGCUCAGAGGAGCCCGACGCCUGUGGAUCCCAGCCCUGUCACAACCAGGGCACCUGCACGCCCACCCCCGGAGGCUUCCGCUGCGCCUGCCCCCCGGGCUUCGUGGGGCUGCGCUGCGAGGGGGACGUGGACGAGUGUCUGGACCAGCCCUGCCACCCGAGUGGCACUGCGGCCUGCCACCCUCUGGCCAACGCCUUCCUCUGCCAGUGUCGGCCCGGGCACACGGGCCAGCGGUGUGAAGAGGAGAUAGACCCCUGCCAGAGCCAGCCCUGCUCCCACGGGGGGUCUUGUGAGGCCACAGCAGGACCACCCCCGGGUUUCACCUGCCGCUGCCCCCCGGGUUUUGAAGGGCCCACCUGCAGCCAGAGAGCCCCCUCCUGUGGCCCCCAUCACUGCCACCACGGUGGGCUGUGUCUGCCCUCCCCCAAGCCUGGCUUCCCACCCCACUGUGCCUGCCUCAAGGGCUACGGGGGCCCCGACUGCCUGACCCCGGCCGUUCCAGGCUGCGGCCCUCCGUCUCCUUGUCUCCACAACGGCAGCUGCUCGGAGACCUCCACGCCGGGGGGCCCAGGCUUCCGGUGCUCCUGCCCCCCCAGCUCCGCAGGGCCCAGGUGCCAGAGCCCCCGAGCAGAGGGGUGUGAGGGCAGAGGGGGCGACGGGGCCUGUGACGCUGGCUGCAGCGGCCCGGGAGGGAACUGGGAUGGAGGAGACUGCUCGCUGGGGGUCCUGGACCCCUGGAAGGGCUGCCCCUCCCACUCCGGCUGCUGGCUUCUCUUCCACGACGGGCAGUGCCACCCGCAGUGUGCCUCUGCAGAGUGCCUGUUUGACGGCUAUGACUGUGAGACGCCUCCAGCCUGCACUCCAGCCUAUGAGCAGUUCUGCGGCGAUCACUUCCACAACGGGCACUGUGAGAAAGGCUGCGACACCCCGGAGUGUGGCUGGGAUGGAGGCGACUGCAGGCCCGGAAAUGGGGGCUCGGAGUGGGGGCCCUCCCUGGCCCUGCUGGUGGUGCUUAGCCCCCCAGCCCUGGACCGGCAGCUGCUUGCCCUGGCCCGGGCACUGUCCCUGGCCCUGAGGGUGGGGCUCUGGGUGAGGAAGGACAGUGAUGGCAGGGACAUGGUGUACCCCUAUCCUGGGGCCCGGGCCGAAGAGGAGCUGGGAGGGAUUCCAGACCCCUCUCAUCGAGCAGCAGCCCCUCAAACACAGCCUGUGGGCAAGGAGACCGAUGCCCUCAGCACAGGGUUUGUGGUGGUGAUGGGCGUGGACUUGUCCCGCUGUGGCCCUGACCGCCCUGCCUCCCGCUGUCCCUGGGACCCUGGCUUCCUGCUGCGCUUCCUGGCCGCCAUGGCUGCAGUGGAGGCCCUGGAGCCCCUGCUGCCGGGCCCCCUGCUGGCUGCCCACCCCCGUGCAGGCACCGAGCCCCCCGCCAACCAGCUCCCCUGGCCUGUGCUGUGCUCGCCAGUGGCCGGGGUGCUUCUCCUGGCUCUUGGGGCUCUUCUCAUCCUUCAGCUCAUCCGGCGGAGGCGCCGAGAGCACGGGGCCCUCUGGCUGCCCCCCGGGUUCACGCGAAGGCCUCGGCCUCGGCCGGCUCCCCGCCGCCGGCCCCCACUGGGCGAGGACAGCAUCGGCCUCAAGACCCUGACGCCAGAGGCCCACGCUGAGGAGGACGGAGUGGCGAUGUGCUCAGGCCCCGAGGAAGGAGAGGAGGCUGAAGACAUGGCCUCCCCCUCCAAGUGCCAGCUCUGGCCUCUGAGUGGUGACUGUCGAGAGCUCCCCCAGGCGGCCCUGCUGACUCCUCCCCAGGAAGCGGAGAUGGACAUCCCGGACGUGGACCCCCAUGGGCCUGAGGGGGUGACACCCCUGAUGUCAGCAGUCUGCUGCGGGGCAGUGGCGUACAGGGCUUCCCUGGAAAGCUCGGAGCCCUGGGAGCCUGUGUUCGCCGGAGGGGCCUGGCCCCAGGCUCACACCGUGGGCACUGGGGAGACCCCCCUGCACCUGGCUGCCCGGUUCUCCCGACCCACGGCUGCACGCCGCCUCCUGGAGUCUGGAGCCAACCCCAACCAGCCAGACAGAGCGGGGCGCACCCCGCUCCACACCGCUGUGGCAGCCGACGCCCGGGAGGUCUGCCAGCUCCUACUCCGCAAUAGACAGACAGAGGUGGAUGCCAGGACAGUGGAUGGCACCACGGCCCUGAUGCUGGCCGCCAAGCUGGCAGUGGAGGACCUGGUUGAAGAACUGAUUGCAGCCCAAGCAGAUGUGGGGGCCAGAGAUAAAUGGGGAAAAACCGCUCUGCACUGGGCCGCCGCUGUCAACAACGCGCGGGCCGCCCGCUGCCUUCUCCAGGCCGGAGCCGAUAAGGACGCCCAGGAUGGCAGGGGGCAGACGCCGCUGUUCCUGGCGGCCCGCGAAGGCGCGGCGGAGGCGGCCCGGCUGCUGCUGGGGCUGGGGGCGGCGCGAGCGCUGCGCGACCAGGCGGGCCUGGCGCCCGCCGACGUGGCCCGGCAGCGCCACCACUGGGACCUGCUGGCGCUACUGCAGGGGGCGGGGCCCGCGCACGCGCGCCCCCGGGCGCCGCCGGGCCCUGCGGGCGCCUUCGCGCGUGCGCGCGCCGCCUCCGGAAGCGGCCGACGGGGCGGGGCCGUGCGGCGCCACCGGACGCUGUCGGUGGGAGCCGCCCCGCGUGGGCGCGGAGCCGGCCUGCAAACCCGCACUUUGUCCGUGGACUUGGCCGCGCCCGGGGGCGGGGCCCACUCGCAGUGCCGAAGCCUAGCGAAAGCAGCUGGAGGAGGCCCGCCCCGCCGCGACCCCACGUUCCCCGCAGGCUCGCGUGGGCCGAGGCCCGGCCCCGCCGCCGUGCCGGGAAGGCCCGGGGUCGCGACCUCCGCGGGCGGGCCGUGUGGCUGGGUGUCCCUGGGAGCCUGCGGCCGCGCCCCCAGCACUCGGAGCCCGCCUCCUUGCCUGACUCCGUCCCCGGAGUGCGGGUCUCCUAGCGUAGCCUGGGGCUCCCCAGUCCACCCAGUAAUACCCCCAAAUGCACUAAGCGAACCUCAAAAAUAG
Messenger RNA from Pipistrellus nathusii (Nathusius's pipistrelle), 5916 nucleotides. Lineage: Eukaryota; Metazoa; Chordata; Mammalia; Chiroptera; Vespertilionidae. The record is from the annotation of a GenBank genome assembly.